Molecule: messenger RNA, 1296 nt
Organism: Naumovozyma castellii
Lineage: Eukaryota; Fungi; Ascomycota; Saccharomycetes; Saccharomycetales; Saccharomycetaceae
Gene: PRP46
Product: mRNA splicing protein PRP46
Exons: 1
Coding region: 1-1296 (431 amino acids)
Source: RefSeq, a predicted model, not a curated record
AUGUCCACACAUGAUGAAAACCUGAGUUUAAAGGAACUUGAUGAUUUUUAUGCCAAUAUACGAUGGAGAAACCAAUUCUCAAGCAUGGAUGUUCUACCUAAGCACAUUCAAGAUAAGAUCGACGCUAAGAAAACAGUUCUACAACGAUAUAAAAGUGUUCAAAAUGAAUCUUCAACAAAUCAAAUGGAAUCAACCCAACUUAUAAAGGCAACUCCCAGUAACACUGGGUCUUUAGUCGAGAAAGUCUUUGAUUCUUCAAAUGAUCAAUCAGUGAUGACCAGACACAGGGAGCUUAUCGUGCAACAACCAGAAUGGCAUGCUCCUUGGAAACUUAAAAGAAUAAUCAAUGGACACCUUGGAUGGGUCAGAUCCAUAGAGGUAGAUCCUGUUGAUAAUGAAUGGUUUGCAACAGGUAGCAACGAUACAACAAUUAAAAUUUGGGAUUUGGCGAAGGGGAAAUUAAAAGUAACGCUAGCAGGCCACAUAAUGACCGUACGAGACAUUGCCAUUUCCAAACGACAUCCCUACUUAUUUUCAGCCAGUGAAGAUAAGCUUGUAAAAUGCUGGGACUUGGAAAAAAAUAUGGCUAUUAGAGAUUACCAUGGCCACCUAUCAGGAGUACAUUCAGUUGAUAUUCAUCCUACUUUAGAUUUGAUAGCCACAGCGGGGAGAGAUAGUGUAGUGAGAUUAUGGGAUAUUAGAGCGAGAGUAGCUGUAAUGACUCUAAUAGGUCAUAAAAACCCCAUAAAUAAAGUGCAUUGUUUACCAGUCGAUCCACAGAUUGUUAGUUGUUCUACUGAUGCCACAAUUCGUCUAUGGGAUAUUGUUGCUGGUAAGUCCAUGAAGGUUAUAACUCAUCACAAGAAGUCUGUAAGAAAUAUUGCUUUCCAUCCGACUGAAUUCUCUAUGAGUUCCUGCUCUGCAAAUGAUAUUCGGUCAUGGAAGCUCCCAGAAGGUGGGUUAUUGACAAACUUUAACUCAGAUGGCUUGGGGAUUAUCAACACAUUAAGUAUCAACCAAGAUGAUGUGUUGUUUGCAGGUAGUGACAAUGGUAUGCUUUCAUUUUACGAUUACAAGUCAGGGCAUAAAUAUCAGUCGAUGAUGACUAAAGAAAUACCAGGAUCGUUAGAAAGUGAACGUGGUAUAUUAUGUAGUACAUUUGAUCGAACAGGUUUGAGACUGCUUACAGGUGAAACUGAUAAAAGUAUUAAGAUAUGGAGCAUGGACAGUGAUGCCACCCCAGAGACAGACCCCGGUCUGCCUUGGAAUCCUACUUUGGCAGCACAACGAUUCUAG